CAAUCACGACUAAUGCCUCUAUGAUUGAAUUAAAUAGGGAUACUCUUGUUUCUAGCUGCAUUUUCUCAUUCAUGAUGUUGCCAUCCAACAGCUGGUGCCCUUUUUCGAAUGCCUACGAGCCUUUACUUUAUCACCUGCUCAUACAUGUGGAUUUUAGAACUUGGAAAUGCAGACUUCUAACAAUAGACGACAAUGGAUAUUGCUUAUUGGAUAUGCAUGGAGAUUGUGGAAAGAAGGAAGUCCCUUGGAGUUGGCUGCUCCAAUUAUCUUGGACUCGUGCCCUGUAUCAGAAGUGAUUCGUUGCAUACAUAUAAGCCUCUUAUGCGUGCAACAGCAUGCUGAGGACAGGCCACGUAUGGCAUCUGUGGUUUUAAUGCUAGGCAGUGAAACUGCACUACUGCCUCAGCCUAAAGAACCUGGUUUUCUCAAGGAAGAAUCUUCAUCAAGCAAUCACGUUUCUUGGUCAACAAAUGAAAUUAGUGUCUCAGUGUUGGAGGCUCGUUAGAAUGAAGUGUCAUUUACGAUUAUGGCUUUUUAAGAGAUUUUUCUUCUUUUGAGAGAUUCAACUUAGCUACCAAUUGAAUUGAUAGCAAAACUUGAGGAAAGACGCAUUAGAUUUGUAAUAGCUAGUCUAUAAAAAGACAUGCCCGAUUCAAAUAGGGUUGGAAUUCACAGGAUUAAGACAUGCCCAUUUCUCUUUGAAAGAAGAAAAAUUUUUGUGUAUAAUUUUAAAUUUUAUAUUAAUAUUUAGAUUUCAUCAUAUUUUAUAUUAGACGGGUAUAUUCAAAGAUAGGUGUGGACUUGUAAUUUGUCAAGCCCCCAGCUGGCCCAGCUGAAAGAGACAGUAGCUUGAGUUUUUUUACUGGUCUUGAGGAUCCAUUUAAUAUUCACUUGUAUUAAUCAGAAUAGCAACUGUUGUUGCUGCAGAAAAAUGUUUUGCUGGGAACUCACUCCAUCAAA
Manihot esculenta (cassava) is the source of this 960-nucleotide messenger RNA. RefSeq names its product receptor-like serine/threonine-protein kinase SD1-8. The coding region runs from base 167 to 505 and encodes 112 amino acids. The transcript is spliced from 2 exons. NCBI's taxonomy places the organism in Eukaryota, Viridiplantae, Streptophyta, Magnoliopsida, Malpighiales, Euphorbiaceae. The record is from RefSeq and is a predicted model, not a curated record. Gene Ontology annotation, molecular function: protein serine/threonine kinase activity.